AAAACUGUCAGUAGCAAUCACUCUUCAAAUGCACAGGGUUUCAGUUAUCACUGCUCACCAGCCACUCAUGUGAAAAGAAAGAGUUGUCCUCCAAUGACUUUGCAAUGAGCAAGCGCAGGCAAAAUGCUUCAGCCUUGAGACUGCGCGGCUAAUGGCAGGGGUUGUAGCAGCGUGCACGGACCCGAUGACUUAUAAUGCUAAUGGUGACUAAGACGGCCCGCGGCAACUCCACUUGGAACACUCGAGCAGAGUUGACCCAGAUGAUAUUUAUCAUAGGAUGGAUGAUAAGUAUCAAAGGAACCCCGAUUGUGCCAGAGCUAAACAUACUCAAGUAUUCAUAAUCUCAUCAGGCCCUCCUUUCUUCUCUCCUCUCAUCACAAGAAGUUAGGAGUCCAGAUCACAAGCUACUUCAGAGGCACAGCAUCCUUUAUGAAGUUGAAGAACUAUUUCUCUAUGCUUUCUUUUCUUUUUUCUUUCCCCAUGAAGUUGUGUGGCGCCUACGAGCGUUCCUGCGGCGCAGCAUUGACAUGGAUUGAUAUGCGGGGAUAGCCUCGUGCCCACCAUCAAGGCAAUGCAGAGAUUUCAUGCAGAGUGGCUGAUGAUUGUUUCUCCUGAGGCAGAAAUAGUAACUAACAUUUCAAACUCUGUGAUUUCAAAACACAGGAGGAGAGGGCAAGUUUCAUUGCACGCUUUGCAGUCAAGAAACAGGGACGAAUUGCCUUCAAAAUCUAUCUAGGGCUAUCAGUGAUGUCCUAGCGAGGCUAGUAGUACAUUCCCUAAUGGCUCUUUUGAUGAACCACAUUUUUAGGUUCCGCGUUAGCGGCGCGUAUUCCUUGUCUUGUUAUUCCUGCGCGCUAUGAUCUAGUUGGUCCUGUCGCGGCAUGGAGGGGCAAUGCUCAUAUUGCUGGCGCCUUCCCCAGCUCGGGGUUCAAGUUUCCAGUCCCCCUUUUUUUCACACUGAAAACCAAAUGUUGUAUGUGCAGUACAUACUUUAACCCAUUCGAAUACGAAAUAUGGCAAUCGAACAUAUCAUCACCUGGCUGAACCUCAGACACCUACAAAAGCUAACUUCUCCCCUGUUCUUAAUGGAGAUGAGCCGGAUACAGAGGAGACCUUUUCUUCUCUGGAAAGCACUCCGCCGAGAACACCAGAAGGAAGGGAAGCGAACAUAUUCAGCCAGCAAAAUUCUGUAAGCACCGAUGCUACUGAAUAUGGUUGGGACAGCCCAACCCCUGAACGGUUGUCCACUCGUCGAUGUGACCUUCUUUCCUGUCCAACACCAAGUACGCUGCUUGGUAACAGGAGAAGGAAUUCAUGAGACCAACACAAGAGCUGCUGACGACUGGGCAUGGACGCCCACCAGGCUUGAUGCCCAGGAGGACAAAAUGUACCAGUAUUCUCCACCCGCAACUGAAAAUCUGAUCUUCAGCUUUCGAAGCACAGGGUGGACGAUUCUCUCCUCGAAGGUUCAUGCUACAGUCAGUGAACAGGAGCUUCUGUUGGUAGAAAAUUUCCUGCAGUUGAGGGAGAGCCGCAUAAACGAGAGAGCUCGGAAUUUAAAGCGAACUCGACUGAGUGAACAAGAGUUUUCAACACCUGAAAGCCAGGAAUUAAUAAAGCGGGAUUCUCCAAUUCUGGAGAGUGACUGCAUUGAUACCAAUUUCAGAAAAAAGGGCUGGGAUUUCAAGAGUCAAUCUUCUAGUUCCAGUAAAACCAAUUCCUCAGCAGGUUCACCAUUAGCUAUGCCAGUGCCGGUGCCAAAAACUCUGUCCAAUGUGAAAGCAACCAGUGAGUGGGCGCUGCGUCGCACCAGCUAUAAGGGGGGAAAUAGGCGCUCCCUCAAGCGCCAAAAAGGAAAUAUCCAAGAAGGGGAUGCCCGCCUGGAACCCCUGAAGACUGUUCCAUCGUGUGAUAUUCUCCAAUGGAUAGAAACAUUGAUUGGCUCGUCACUUCGCACAACGCAUAAGAAAAUGGCUAUAAAGGAGUUGAACGAAAACUCUGCUGUAAACACGGGCUCCGUCUCAGGAACACGCAAACCGAAGGCCAUGACCGGACCCCCGACAGCCAUAAGCCGACCAAUUCCCCAGUUACAAAACUUCACGCCGUACCGACCGAAAUGCCAAGAAGAGCACCUGAAGAUCGGCAUGACAAAAGACAUAAGCAAACGGCUCCAGCGAUGGGAAAAGCAAUGUGGUACCAAACUAGAGGUCUAUUUCCCAAACAAGAUGCAGCAGAUGAACAGAGGAAGCAGAACUUACUACCCGUCAAAACACAUCUUCCGCGUCGAAGGCCUUGUGCAUGCGGAAUUGAAGGAGCAGCGGAAACGGGAAGGGAAUUGCGCGGACUGUGGAGAAGCACACCGCGAGUGGUUUGAGUGUGCCACCAAGACCCCCUCGGCCCUUGCACUCCCUGCCAAACAUUCCCUGCCAAACCAUGACCAUGACCGUCCUCAUGGGAAGAUCUCUGAUAAAGGACGACUCAUCGACAACCUCACAACUACCAAGAUUCACAAUCUAGCUGGAAACUGUUGUCGUUUCCAAACGACACAGAUGCCCCACCAUACAUUCAAUUCGCAAAGCUCUGCGCCAAAAUGA
Molecule: messenger RNA, 2594 nt
Organism: Blastomyces dermatitidis ER-3
Lineage: Eukaryota; Fungi; Ascomycota; Eurotiomycetes; Onygenales; Ajellomycetaceae
Exons: 6
Coding region: 1200-2594 (464 amino acids)
Source: RefSeq, a predicted model, not a curated record